AUGAGCAUUAGAGGCCCUCCGUCUGCGAAACCCUCUCGACGGCCGCCGAAAGUCAACCCGGAUACCAUCUGUGCUGGCUGUUCGACUGCACGCGAGACGGCUACCGCUAACAGUGAGAUGGACGAAUGGAUCUCUUGCAACGGAUGCAAGAAGUGGUUUCAUAUCGACUGCGCUGGCUUCAGCAAAGCCCACGAAAUCCGCGACGUGGAUAAGUACUUCUGUCAGGCUUGUGAGCCGCAGCACGGUAAGACAACCUACGUGCGGAAGACUACGCGUGCGCACGCUCUAGUCGACUACGCUGAGCUUCAGAAGGGUGUGCUGAAGACCAGUGAGGAGAGCGUGGAGCAUCAUUACAUUCAGCCAAUCAAGGACGGCACGUUUCAGUUCGAUCCGGAGAACUUUCCGCGUAUGCGGCCGGAGAUGGUGACUCGUGAGUUCUUCGAGAGGAGUGGGACCUUUGUCGAGCCUAUCUGCAUUCCAGCCGAGUGGAAUCCGCGCCCAUGGCAAGAGAGGACUGGUAAGGGAAGUGACUUUGACGAGGCGACUGUUGCAGGUUCGGUGCCCGAGACGGCAAUGGCAGAUCUCGAGCUGGGCGACUACGAAUACGACACAGUGGCCGACGAAGGGCAAGACCGGCUGGACAUGGUCAUGCCGGAAGGUCUGACUGUUCGUCAGGUGUGCGAGCUUGUCGGCCCCGAGAUACCGCUGGACGUUAUCGAUGUGAAGACACAGAACUCCGGUGCGAAGUGGAAUCUCGGUCGGUGGGCUGACUACUACGAAGAAAAGGAUCACGAUAAAGCUAUCCGCAACGUCAUUAGUCUAGAAGUCUCGCAAAGCAAGCUCGGCCGCCUUCUUCGUCGGCCAAAGGUUGUUCGUGACGUUGAUUUGCAAGACUCGGUCUGGCCUAUCGAGGAGCGGGAGAAGGGCAAGUGGCCGAAGGUGCAAUACUACUGCCUGAUGUCCGUCGCGGACAGCUACACCGACUUCCACAUCGACUUCGGAGGCAGCAGUGUUUACUACCACAUCCUACGAGGCAAGAAGACGUUCUUCUUCAUCCCGCCGAAGCCAAAGUAUCUGAAGAUGUAUGAGGAAUGGAAUGAGUCUCCGCAGCAAAACUUCACUUUCUUGCCGCAUCAGACGAAGGAAUGCUAUCGGGUGGACUUGAGCGAGGGCGACACGAUGCUAAUUCCAUCUGGCUGGAUCCACGCUGUCUGGACGCCGGAGACGAGUCUUGUCAUCGGCGGCAACUUCCUCACAAGGUUGUCGUACAAGAACCAGUUCAGGGUGGUGGAGAUUGAGAAGGCCAACCACACGCCGAUGAAGUUCCGGUAUCCGUUCUUUCAGCGCAUCAUGUGGUAUACAGUCAUCCAGUAUCUCACCGAAGACCCGCUGCCGGCAGAGGUUAAAGAGGCAUUCACGCGCGGCAAGCAAUUCGAACGUUCAGUACCGAUUUGGCAAGACUUCGACGGCGAUAUUGCGGCCAAAGAUCCUCGACCGGGAGCGCAGAACGCACGCUAUUACUCCCAAGCCGAAGUCGAUGGGCUCCCAGACCUUGUCAACUACAUAUGGCGCACCGUCAUGGUCGUCCUCGGCCGGGUCGAAGGCAUAUCCGAGGACCAGAAGAAGCGAGUGUAUGCCAGUAUUCCCAAAGGUUACGGCGACCCGCUCGAGAUUGCCAAAACGUUCGCCUUGUGGGUCGCGCUAAAACGCGGGAACGAGGAUCCGCCCGCUUUCGCGCACCCGGACUUUGCAAUCGAGAACGUCAGGGAAGACGCCCCUAAAAAGUUGUCUGCGCGCGCAUUGCGAGACCUGGAGCGCAAGGAAGCGAUUGCGGCAUGGAGGAUUGCGCCUGAUAGACAGAGUGAAAGGUCGAGGGGCCCAACGCCACCAGAUGUGAAGAUGUCGCAUCCAUCUCCGCCUCAUCAUCAGGAGCAGACGUCGGUGCAUCAAAGCGCACCCGCUGUUGCAUCGCCGGCUGCGCUCAUGAUGUCGCCAAUGCCGGGCGCGUAUUUCAGCACGCCCAAGACUUCAGUGCUGGGCCCCAAGCGCGUGGCUUGCGAUGCGUGUCGCAAGCGGCGCAUCAAGUGCAAACAUAAGGAUUUUGUAAUGCAGACGACGCCGGAGCUUCUUAAUCAUGCGCCGGGAUAUGGCAGUCCGAAUGCGCCGGAGAUGCACGAUAACAUUACUGUCACGCCUAAGCAGGGACCGUACCAUCUGGACGGUCAGCAGAAUGGGAUGACGAAUGGAUAUCAUUUUGAUGGUGUGCCUACCGGUGAUGCGGGGCCGCUGCCGGGAACGAACGCUUAUGUGAAUGCGAAUAUACCGAUGACGAUGAACGGGGUGCCUAUCUUCGGCGAGGCGGCGAAGCGAGGGAGGAGUAAGGCUUGCUUUGAGUGUCGUAGGUCGAAGCGGAGAUGCGUCCAUGACGAGAACGGCAAUGUCGAUCCCGUCAAAGCUGCAGAGACACCCACGCCGAGAGGCACUGCCAAGAAAUAUUCCAUAGGCGAAGACGGCAGUCCAGACCCGGCGCAGAAGAAGCCCAGGCGGGAAAGC
Messenger RNA from Baudoinia panamericana UAMH 10762, 2553 nucleotides. RefSeq lists its product as uncharacterized. The annotation marks the transcript as partial. The transcript has 3 exons. NCBI's taxonomy places the organism in Eukaryota, Fungi, Ascomycota, Dothideomycetes, Mycosphaerellales, Teratosphaeriaceae. Gene Ontology annotation, molecular function: histone demethylase activity; DNA-binding transcription factor activity, RNA polymerase II-specific; transcription coregulator activity. Gene Ontology annotation, biological process: regulation of transcription by RNA polymerase II; protein demethylation. The record is from RefSeq and is a predicted model, not a curated record.